AUGCCAAAGCGAGUCAACAAAGCAAUUGAGUUACUUGAACAAGAUCAGCCGGUCUAUUACACAGGCAGUCACACAGGUGCCAAUCUCACCUAUGAGGCUGGCAAGGAGAUGGCAAAAACAUGGGCAGACUACAUCAACCUCGGUAUGGAGCAUGGUCCCUUCGAUUUGGUGGGUCUGGAGAAUUUUAUGCGCGGGCUUGUGGACGGUGGACCAACUAACAGUGGUCACCGGACGCCGGCGGUCGUCGUAGAGUUGCCGAUGGAUGGUUCCAGUCCUGAUGUCAUCCGAGCGAAUGCGUGGCAGCUCAGGCAGCUACUGGCGAUAGGUGUACAUGGUCUGCUCCUGUGUCAUGCGGAGUCUCCAGAAGCGGUGAAGGCAUUUGUCGAAUGCUGCCGGUAUCCGUUUCCAGACGAUUGGCGUCGGUACGCAACUGAACGUCGGACGCAGGGGUUCAGCAGGACAGGGAUCUGCAGCACCCAUUUGGGGCAUUUCUGUCGAUGA
Messenger RNA from Geodia barretti, 501 nucleotides. The record is from the annotation of a GenBank genome assembly. Lineage: Eukaryota; Metazoa; Porifera; Demospongiae; Tetractinellida; Geodiidae.